This is a messenger RNA of Cetraspora pellucida, 433 nucleotides long. The record is from the annotation of a GenBank genome assembly. NCBI's taxonomy places the organism in Eukaryota, Fungi, Glomeromycota, Glomeromycetes, Diversisporales, Gigasporaceae.
AUGCAAUAUAAUAAAAUUAAUGCUGAAGACGAUUAUGCUGAUAAUUCUAAAGCUACUAUACAUCAGUUGUUAGAAGUUGUUAAAGAUGACAAUAUUAUAUCAAAAGAUAAAGAAGCAUCAUAUGAACCAUUUAUUACUAACAAAUAUUUGAAUGAAAAAUCUAUUGUUCUGCAAGAAAAUAAUAGACCAAUUAUUUAUUUAUGUGUUAUUAACAAAAAAAAGAUUGAUUUUGCUGAAAAACAAAUAAAUAUUCUUGAACAAAGGAUUAAGUAUUUAAUUGAGAUAUUGCAAGAAUUUGCUAAGAAUGAUGAUGAAUUAUUUAGUAACAAUAGUCAAAUUGAUGAUGUUAGAGAAAACAUAAGUGAUAAAAAAAAUCUAAGCAAUAAGGAAGACUUAAGUAAUAAGGAAAGUCUGAAUGAUAAAGAAAAUCCAG